Porites lobata is the source of this 16423-nucleotide messenger RNA. Lineage: Eukaryota; Metazoa; Cnidaria; Anthozoa; Scleractinia; Poritidae. The record is from the annotation of a GenBank genome assembly.
AUGAUUUCUCUCUUUUUUCUCGCUUUAUGUGCCCUCGUGCCCUCCUUUUCUGAAGGUUAGUGAUAAAGCACUAUUAAGUUAAACCGUUGUACUGUCUCCCUCAUAGCUUUGUCGACUAGUUGUUAUCGGAAUGUUCCGUUUGUAACUACUCUAACCGAAUCUUGUAGUUCUUGAUUUUUUUUAAAAAAAUAACUGCCAGCAGUCAAAAUUGCCAGGGAAAAAGCGCAACUAAACUGGCAAUUAAUUGAUCUGAUUGAUUGGUAUUGAAAGCAUUUUCACUAACAGCAUUUAGUGGGUAAAAAAAGUACAUACAGUGUAGAAGCUCUGGUGAGCGGACACCCUCGCCAGGGACGGCAAAAAGGUGUCCGUAAGCGGAACUGGUUACUUACGGGAAUGUAAAAAAACUGAGUUUGUAUGAGAGUUGAGAAAAAAGGGGUCCUGUGAUGGUGGCCUUAAGUAGAGCUGUUCACUUACGAGAGCUUCGACUGUAGUUAGUUUAACUCUAAUAAAACGCGUGGUGAAUUUUUCAUGGUACUUUAAUGUUUCUAGUUUAAGUUGACAAAAAAAAAAAGAAACGUGGAAAAACUUGCCUGGUAUAAAAGAAACUUAACGAAACAUUUUCCCCAGUUGCGUUUUGUCAAUAGGAAGUUAUUUGAUUUAUCGCCAAUCUCGUUCCCGGAGUCAGCUGAACGCUGUCCAAAAAGAUUGCGGCCUCUGGGAACGAGAUUGAUUUAUCGCAACAACUAAUGUUCCCUGUAGGAUGUGGCAUGCGUCCAGCCCUCUCCCGAGUGGUGAAUGGCCAGGACGCCAGCCCUCAUUCCUGGCCGUGGCAGAUUUCUCUUCGUGUGAGUGGAAGACAUAUUUGUGGCGGAUCCCUGAUCAGGGAUGACUGGAUCGUAACUGCGGCACAUUGUGUUUAUAGAAACACAAACCCAAGUCGAUACACUGUUGUAGUAGGUACGUUACAAUAUAGAAACUGACUAGUUUGAGUUUAUUGAGAGAAAUCACCGCAUUUACUACAGCGACUAAGAAGGCUAUGCAAUCUAAAACUCUUGUUCUUCCUUAGCAAUACACUCCGCCGGGGCACUCAAGGGAAAUUUGAGUAGGGAUGUACCGCCGAGACCUUAAAAGCCUUUUCCUUGUCGGUUUAAGACAAAAUCAUUCAUCUGACCAGCCUGUUUAAGAGAAGAGACCUUAUUUCACAAUCCUGACCCAUAUCGUCUCGCAUACGGUAAUUAAGUAAUUGUAAAACUAUAAGCAUCAUAGAAUACUCAGAUCUUUUUGAGAAAAGAUAGUUCAUACCACUCACGAUCAAGUAGACAGUUCAUCGUCAACCUUCAGAUUAUUUUCCAGGCUUUCGAUCCAAAAACACACCCUGUCCAAGACGUCAAAUAGUGAAAUUAUCAGAGAUUGUAUGUAUGACCUAUUCAAGACUCAAGACACCCCAAAAACCAUACCCUUUUCAACGGCACGUGCAUACCCCUCUUGGUCUCAUAAGGGAGAGUCCCCUUGUAUCCUUUGUACCACUUCAAUGAAAUUCUAGAUAAAUUACAAAAACCAGUCAGUCAAAGAGCCAUUGGCUCCUGCGAACUACAAGUCAGUGUCGCGCGAUAGGUAAGUACAGUACUUUUAAAACAUCCUCAGGUACCUCCAUCAAUGACUUGUAGCUUAACUGGCAAGCAUUGGAACAUAGUGCAACUUUUACAAUUUUGAAUUAUUCCCUACUUACUUGAACUUUUCUGUAAUUUUUCAAGUGCGUACAAUGAUACCACUAUCCUGAAAAUAGUAGUCCGAUCCAGUCCUUAUUUCAGAGGCUCAGCCGGGGUGUAGUAGUAUACCUGUCCAUAAUACCUGAAUUAAUUAAGCCAUUUUCCCAAGAUUCCCAAGGUUUUUCUCAAAGUUAAUCUAUUCAUAAAGGAAACGUAGUGCUGGGUACUGUUUGAGACUGUUUUAGGAACGCUGAGCCGCUCACUUUUAUAACAUUACAGGCGGCCACAGGCGAACUGGAAGCACUUCUGUACAAGAAACACUUAAAGUGAUAACUCUUCAUAGACACAGUGGAUUCAGCAGGUGGACUCUCAAACAUGAUGUGGCAGUUCUUCAGUUGGAGCGACCCGUGAAACUGAGUGACAAAGUAAAUACAAUUUGCCUUCCAGACAAGGAUGCAGACUUGAACUCCAAAUGUUACAUAACAGGUAGGGUUUGAAUUUCACGCGCUUUAUGAUGCCGUAAAACGUUGUCAAUAACCUGCGGUACAUUAUGCUUUUGUUUCCUCACUAAAAUGCUCCACUUUUUACAACUUCGGGACAAUAUUAAUUAUUAUUAUUAUUAUUAUCAUUAUUAUUAUAUUGUUUUUGUUUUUUUAAAAUCUUUUUCGGACUCUUUCGCGCGAUUAGCUUGCGAAUACAGCCGCUUAAACCUCGUAAAGUAAGUAAAAGCUUUAUUAAUGUGUCAGUGUAUUUAGUUUUCACGACUAAUUGGGGACACACAAAAAAAAUUAAAAUUAUUUGCAAAUAAGAAAUAAAAAAAAGUAUAGACAAUUAAAAUAUGUAGCAUGUAUAAAUUGUACAAUAAAACAAUAGGUAUAUAAAACGUAGUCUCUAAAAAUUGAAAAGGUUACAGCAGCUAUUGCUGUUGUUUAAGCUUGUUUAAGACUGACGUUAGGUCUUUUUUCCUAAUGUUCUUUUUAAAAGGUUCAAUAUUCGAGGAGCCUUUCAAUUUUUUAUGUAGAUUCGACCAUAUAUGAGGUCCUUGAUAUCUAAGAGAAUGUUUUCCAUGGUUAAUAGUGUUAAAAGUAGGAAUAUCAAAAUCAUUGUUUCUUAGUGAAUAACUGGUGCUUUUCUGCUUAAAUAGUUUGUUCUCAGGCAGAGAAGCCUGAGAACGAGAUUGCAACCGCCAAUCAUCCAUCCUUUUCCCAACUGCUUCUCUUCCAUUUCUUUAAGGGAAAGCCUAGACUUGCUACAAGUCGACCUCGCGCCUCGCGCCACGUCGACCUUCGUCCUGCGUCAUAUGAAAUCUGAUGAACGAAUUUUUUGAAAGUCUAGGGAAAGCCCUGGGGAUGAGGUUGUCUAUCAUCGCUUCCCUUCGAUUCCCAAGUGAGGUUUCGCGAGAUGCAUUUUGGUUAAAAAAUAAAUCCCAUUAUACUAUUCUCAUUUUCCUGGGAUUUGUAAGUAUCCAUUUAUGCAUUUAUGCACUUAACGUUUGCUCACUUGUAGGGUGGGGUCGUAUUUCUGGCGGAGGACCAGCAGCAGAUAUCCUGCAACAAGCCAAGCUACCCCUGGUCUCCCAUACUGACUGUAGAAAAAAGUAUGCCAUAGUGGAUCGCAAUGCUCAUUUGUGCGCUGGCGAGGGACGCGCAGCUGCCUCAGGGGGAUGUAAUGGGGACAGUGGUGGACCACUGGCUUGUGAGAUGGGAGGAAAGUGGUAUCUACAUGGAGCUGUCAGUUUUGGCAAGCGAAGCUGUCCUACUACUUACUUCACCGUGUUUGCCAGGAUAACGAGCUACAAAUCAUGGAUUCUGAACAAAAUAGGUGAUUAAGUACUUUCACGGCUAUGAGCUUUCUUUAGUAGCAAAGGGGAAAUUUCGCAAUCCUACAAAAACUCUUUAUUUUGAAAGCUUAAUUACAAUAGUUAAGAAAAUGCAUCAGUCAUCCCCCACAACCCAACCCCCCUCCCCCACCGACCUUCAGGUUAAAGCCGUGUCUUAAAGCAGACAGCUCAGCAACGCCGGGAUUCAACUAACGAUCAAGAUGGGGAUAACCCAGGAAAUUUCCCGUAUGUAUCAGUGUCAGCAGAGCCCAAGCCACAUUUGCCACCAAAAGUAGCAAAGGACUGUGUAGAAUAGAUAGCGUUUGUAAUGUUAUCGGAGAACUCAGCGAGAUAAAGCCGCCGGGCACAAGAAAUUCCAUUGCAGACUUGAAUUUGAGUCAGACCUGUAUUCGAUAUGAUUGACAUGGAUUAAGUGUUUUAUUUGAAGUACUGAUAUUCUGCUAUAGGGGCCCUCCGUUCCUGGUAUUGGAAAACAGGCCAUUUUGUUUCUCUAUUUUCUAUAAGGUUAACGUUAUAAGAAAGACUUACAGGGUGGAUGUAAUAAGAAACAUUCAAAGUCGUUCCUAAAGUGAAAGGAAGUCAAAAGGAUUUUGUGGACUUGGUUUGUGGAUCUUUGUGGGGUGCUUCAUCUUACCUCAAUUCGUACCAACCCAUUAUAUUCAGUGGUUGUCUAUAAGUCUAGAGUAAUAAAAUAUGAAAAGUUCUUUGAAUGUGUGGAGGAUUUUUUUGUUCUUGUCAUCCACAGGAGAAGGAGGACCGAAACCACUUACCACUCAGACACCCCGACCCGCUACACCUGGAAGUGAGCCAUUGUUAAAUUAUCAUUAAGUUAUACGGGUCAAGAACUGAAGGAAACAGUGAUUGAAAACUGAUCUGCCUAAUAGUUGAUAAUUUUAUAUGAAUGAAGAUCAUGGCAGUUAUAUACGCACUUCAGUUGCGAAAAGGAAGCCUGAAAAAACUUCUCGUUCUUGCGGUGAACACAAAAGUCGGCCAGCUUUUUCUUUUAGGUCUUUUCUUGAGACAUUAUUUUGUUGACUCUAACAUCCGUAAUCUGUAAAUUGGCUACCGUAGAGUAUCAUGCAUAAAAACGAUUUUUUUCCCUUUAUAUUUUUUUCAUAUCACUCGUUUUCACUCAGUUACCUGGAACUCCAAAUCAUUUUCCCCUGCCGCGACAUUGGACCCGCGAUCGCGACUUUGGACCCGCGACCCGCGACUAUUAGUCAAACUCCUUCGUCGUAUAUGCCGCACAGAAGAAGGACGAAAAAGCUAUAACACUUUUUAAUUAAAUUAUUUUAAGGUUUAAACGUGAAGCUUUAUAUAGUGUAAAAUAAUUAUAAUAUAUUUACUUUUAAUGGUAUCACUUAUAAGACUUUUUGGGAGACCAAGAAAACCGUGCGAACUCACAAUAAUAACUUUUUACAGCUUAUCAGUAUGAAUUUAAAAAUGUUUGCCUAAAGAGAAGAGUUUAAAAACUGUCAACAGACUUUGUUUCCUUGACGUUCUGUAUACUACUUAUACAGUUUUUUAUUCAUGCUAAUGGAAAUUGUAAAAUAUGUUAUAUAACUUCAUUGUUAUUGAUAUGCAUUUGAAAACUUUUUGCGAAACAAAUCAAUGAUAUAAAUCUGCAAUAAUUCAAUGAAUUAAUUCUGUGAUUUCUUUAAGUAACGGCGCCUCUGGUAAAACAAGUUCAUUACGCAUAAUACAACUGAUUAAAUCAUGUAAUUGUUGUUAUUUCAUCUCUGGUAGCUGGGUGUCCGACGUCUGCCUUUCGAACCUGCAAGGAAAUUUACGACAAAAAUAAGUAAGUUCAAAUUUCAAUUGCACUAACGCUUGCAGCUUCUAGUUAAGAGUUCAUUAGUCGAUCCCUUUAACUGAGCCCUGCGUCUUUUGCAGUUGAUGAAAUUAUUCAAUAGUCUUCUAUUUAUUUCCGGCUUUAAGGGGCGGACGAAGAGAGAAUUUUCUCAUGGGAAGCAACCAUAGAGAACUAGCCGAGAAGAUUUGCCACAUACCGACAAUUAAAUGACUGAUUUAAUCCAGCGUUCUCAUGGCCUCGAGCAAAAGCGGACAGAGAUAAGCGAAUUCCAUCAUUCAGUUUGAAUUUAUUUUUUUGACAGAGCUCACGGAAAUAGAGCCUAUGAACUUCACAUGAAGUCUGGAAAGGUGUUCGUGUACUGUCACAUGACAAGCCAUGGACUUGGCGCAUGCGGAGGUGGGGGAUGGACGCUGGUGAUGAAAACUGAUGGCCAUAAGGUAUUCUUACAAUCUGCUUUAUCAGAGUUAAGGAAAAAAAACAUGAACAUAGUCCGCCAUAGUUAACAGGGUCGAGAGACUAACAUCCAGUUUUAGUUAUUAAUGCAGUUUUAAAAAUCUAUGAAAAAAUUGCUCCUAACCUUUUGUGAUAGACAUUUUCAAUAGAGAAUUACACGUUUACAAAUUUCUUAUUUCAUCUCUCAAUCUGUUUAUUUAUUUAUUUCCAUCGCAGCCAACUUUUCACUUCAAUUCCAAACUUUGGAGUAACAAGGACAAUUUCAACCUCCCAGGAGGAAAGACUGGGAUCGACGCACAUGAGACUAAGCUUCCAACCUACUGGAACACACCCUUCUCAAAGAUCUGCCUGGGAAUGAAAAUCGGACACCAGACAAAGUUCGUUGUACUCUUCAAGCAAGCCCACUCCCUCCACUCACUGAUUUCUGAUGGUCUUUACCGCCCUACCUCACUGGGUCGCAACAAGUGGAAGUCUCUUAUUGGUUCACAGGCGUCCCUGCAGACCAACUGUAAUAAGGAAGGAUUCAACGCUGUCUGCAGCUUUAGUGGUGCUUCAAAAGCAAGAAUUGGUUUCGUUGGUAACAAUGAAAACGCCUGUAAUUCCUGUGACUCCAGAAUCGGGUUUGGAACUGGAGGAUAUCACGAUGACGAAAAUACAUGUGGAAACGAGGCAAUAGCCGCAGAUAACGGCAACAAGCACAUCAAAGCCAUGGGCUACAUUUUAGUUCAGUGACUACAAUUGGAAAGAACUGAAUUUCUCACUUUAAAAAUUUCUCGAAUAAAAUAUUGUUAUUACACAUAUAUUAGUGGUGUUCAACUAGUCGUUUUGGUAAAACUUGUGUAAUAUCCGUGAACAAAAGAGAAAUAAACGCCUUUUUUUGCUUGUGCUCAAUUACUAACCAGCUUGAUUGAACUUCUACGCAGAACUGCAGUUAGUUCCGGAAAAAGAAAAUACUACUGGGGCUCGAAUAAGCUCUUAACCUACAAAACCAUUUCGCUACUUACUUCUACGAUAGAAUUGAAGACGUAAUCCUCUUCAUGUUACGUUAGUCAUAACUGUAAGAACGAAUUGUCUGAAAUAUAUCUCAUCAGUCUCUUCGCCCCUCCCCUCCCCCACGUGGAGGCAAGGAUUUAAACAUGUCUACAUUGUAUGCCCAAUGGACCUCAAAAGGCACUCGUCCACAAUCCUUUGAAAGUAACUGUUUUUUUAAAGCUAGUAAAUUUGUUCCGGUAUGUUUCUUUUUUUACCAAUUUAGUAUCGAAAUAUCUCAGUAAGUAGCGGUCCUCUUGGCUAGAAAAAUCUAAGAAUUAAACUUAAUGAAAGACUCGACAUCUGAAAUGGCCAUACAGAACCUUAUAACAAAUGAGGUGACAUCGAAAACGAAACGCUUUUGCUCAAGAGUUAGCAGAUUGAGCUUACUUAGACGGACAUCGUAUGGUUCGUUCGAUUUUAAAAUGAAUCUGGUUGCUCUACGCUGAAUUCUCUCUGUUUACAUUUGGUGAAUGGGUACUAGACGGACUGAGCAAUAUUCCAUGCAGAUUCGAUCUAACAAGGGAGCAGUACAAGAUCUUUAGGGUAGUUUCUUCCUUGAGAUCCUUGCAAUUAAGCCCAACAUUCUUUUUGCCUUGGCAGUGCUCAUAUCAUUAUGAGAGUUUCAGGCGGUAACCCGUUCUCAGUCAAUAUAUACUCCGGAAAUCCUUAAAAUCCUUGACCUCCUCAAGAACAGUAUCACUCAAAUGCACUUUGUUGGUAAAGGGUACUUGUUUUUCAGUAAUUCUCAUGAGCUAAUUGCACUCUCUGGAGUUGAAAUCCACCUGAUGUUGCCUGCAUGGGCUCCGAUGAUAAAGUUUGUCUAGUGCACCAAGAAUAGAGCCUUGCGGAACACCAGAAGAAAUUUCAGCCAAAGAGGAAGAAUAACCGUUAAUGACUACUCUUUGUCUUCAAUUACAGGUAAUCUUGACAACACUUCGACCAGUUGACCGGAUUUAUAAACAUAUCUCACCAGUUGAGAUAAAUAAACACCAUAGGCCGGUUUGGUGUAGACUAAAAGUAGCCCCUUAUUUUUCCUCAGUGAUAGUGGAGCGAGCGAAACGCGAGCGCACGUGAAAAUCACCCCACGCAAGAAAAGGCGACACGCGGCGGGGAGAGAGAACGCUCGCUCUACUAUCCCUCAGGAAAAAUGGGGGACUACUCGUAGUCUAGUUUGGUGGGGAUGUUCAGUGCUGUCCCCCACGUAUUGAAAAUUGACGAUUCGGAAUGUAAAGUCAUCUCUUUUAUCAUAGAUGCUGACAUGGGAAGGUGACUUGUUGUCAUCAAGCUUGCCCUCCUUGCGUCGAGGUAACACUCUUCAGUUGUUGAUGUGAAAGUGUCCUUUAGUUCCAAUUCCGAAGGGUAAAUUGUGCUGAGGUAACUUCCAAACUCCUCAUUGUUAACGCUGAAUAAAUCGUCAAUGCCGUAUCUUGUUUCAUGGUGUUAAGCAUAAAGCCAUAUUCGAAGGAGUGAAGAAACAGAUCGGCCCACAAGAUGAUUUUUCAGCCGAUUGAUCGACUUUAUGCUCUUCUGUCCAGUAAAUUAAAAGCCUUGAUUCGGAAUGAUUUUUGUCGGCGGAGUUUUAAAAGCUCAUAUAUUUCUGUUUAUUUUUCUUCUUUUGUGCCUUUUGCUUUAUUCAUGAGCUAUUGGAAAGACGUUUCUUUGAAUUUACACAUUCUCAUUCAAUUUGUCAAGUUCAUCCGUGUCCAUUGUUGUAACUAGAAGAACCUGUAAAACUCACUGGUGACGUAAAAUAAAGAAGACACUUUUAAAACCUAGAAAAAGAAGUACAAAAAAAAAGAACGUUCACAAGUUCUACAUUACAGCGAGGUACUACCAAGGCUCCAGUCUUGUCCAGUUGCGCUUUACUCAUUCUUUACACUGUCCGCCUCCGCAAUCCUGGAACACCUCUCAGUCCCCACUCACAAGCACCGCAAACCAGUUAGAGUGCACCCAUGGCUCUCAAAGAUGCCAUUAAAACAUGUUGUAAUCUAGCUGGCAUCGUUUCCCCAUCUUUUUCGUCCUCUUUAAGCUUCUUUUCGCACUCAUUGUUGCACAGGGCUGAUUUAUUAUAGGCCAAUAUUUCGGCUAACAAAAUUAGCCUUCUUGAGGGCCAGAGCUUGUACAGCCUUGAAAUGAAUUCAAUUUAUUAUCACGCCUUGAGGCUCAAUUAGCUAGAUACAAGUAAUGCAAAAGGUAUUUUGAUCAGCCUUUCUAAACCUUGUUUUUUUAAAGCGUUUUUUCAUGCCGGUUAUAACCCCCCUCGGAUGAUACAAUCCCCUCCGUUUAAACAGUCCUAACUAUGUAAGCCCAGGGAUAUCCCAGUGCACUUAGACUGCGAGCAGUCUCUCUUUUCUGAGGGUCUCAAUGGGGUGGUGGCUUUUACGGCCUUUUUAUCGGCUAAAAUUUCGGUUCUUUCACGGCUAUCGGUUAUUUUUUUUCAAUUACGGUUAACAAAAAGGUUAAAAAUUAAUUUCUUUUGUCCGAAAGAGUUAAAUAUUCAUAAACCUGUAUUUUUUCUAACUUUCAAGCAAAAUAAAGGUCUUAGGAUCAUCUUAGGAUGAAAUAAGCCAUUCUUUUGAAAAAUUUUAACAUUUGAUAGAUCAUACUUUUUAUAAAGUAUUCAACUUCUAAUAUUAUUUUAGGCAUAGAAAUAUCAAUAGUGAAUAUAAAAAUAAUCUUUGUGAAAAAGCAAAAGCAGACACGCGAACACUCAACUCAAGGCGGAGGCGCGACAUUCAUUUACAACAGAAAUGGCCGUUUUCACGCUAGAGACGGAUCAUUCGAGUGAGACGGGUUAUCCGUUUGAUAAUUCGCGUCAGAUAGGUAAUACGUCUUAGUUUGAUCGAAUGAACAAUCCGCCUGACUUUAAUCCGUCAAUUUUGGCGGACAGUUUGAAGAUGGAUUAUCCGCUCUAGAUAGCCUGUGUACAGCCGACCCCUCCCCUCAGAAAAAAUCGGAGAAGGGGUGUCUGUGGGGGAGGGGGCGACUGUGCACAAGCUAGUCUCAGACGGAAAAUCCAUUUCUAGCUCUAGUGUGAAAACGGCCAAUAACAAAAUUCCCGUGUCCAGUGUUUUUAAUUAUAGAGAAAGGACUGUACAGAACGACUGUCUGCCGUUGACUUGUGCUUAGGCCUCAUUAUUCCGCGCGGCUAAUGCAUUCCGGGUCACGUGGUCCAAGCGAGUUUUUUUUUUCCUCAGGUAUGCCACCGAAAUGCCUUGACCAAGAUUGCGUGGGAAGACGCCGUACAGGGACUAGGCAUGGCAAUGUCUACCGUAGUGUCAAAGACUGAAAAAGGGAAUUGUUGUUUAUCGGCAACCUGUUUUGCAAACAGUGACAUCUCUGCGCGUUGUUUCACUAGUAUUUAUGGAAAAAACGUGGUUGUUCGAGUGAGCGGCGGAAAUGGAGCAUAGGUCUAGGUUAACACCUAAGAGGAGCUUGGCCUAACGUGCGUACGGAGUCAAAGUAGCUGGGAAAUAAAUAACGCAACCAUAACUGACUUAAUCACCUUCCUUAAAAUUAACAAAUCUAGGGAACAAUUUCUUUUACGGUUAACUCUUUUUUACCCUAUUUACGGCUAUCGGUUAAAAUUUUUCAAUUUUUACGGCUAUCGACUAAAUUUUUGGCCGCUUCACGCCUAUCGGUUAACCCCAUUGAGACCCUCUUUAGUUGCAAGGUUUCUUUGCGUGUCUCGCGAAAAUUGCCACUGCGCGCAACCGACUACGCGCAGGAAAUUUUGAUUGGAGACUGGAUCCAAAUUUGUUAGGUAUCCUUGUUUGCUUUGCCGGGCCGGGCGCUGAACUGCUCUGUGGGCAGUAAAGUCUGAAUAAGCUAUGGGUGAAAAACCGUUAACAGACGCAGAAGGAAAGAGACAAAUCUCCCUUCGAAGGCUGUCAAGGCUCCCAGUCAUCGAAAGUGUUAGCAGUCUUAAAGAAUCCUUCAAUCGGCAUCUGCACUUUACGCUUGUGAAGGAUCGAAAUGUGGCGACCAAACGAGAUUACUACACAUCCCUGCACAGGCAGCCCAAGCGCACUAUGUGUGGGUUCGGGCUUCAGAGGUCAUUUGGUCGGAAUACACUAGAAUUAUUACCCUAAAUCCUCUAUUUAGCCCCCCCCUCCCCCCGGGAGCUUAUUUAUUUCAAUCCUAUUUGGAGGAGGGGAGGGUGUAAUAGAGAUGGGGAGCUUAUUUGAGAAGGGGAGCUUGUUUAAUUAACAAAAGGUGAUGGUAUCAGUUCGCCAUUAAUAAAUAUAAAUACAAAGUGGAAAAGCUCAAAUAAAAGAAGUUUGAAGACCAUGCAGCUGAGGAUCAGAAUGAAAUCCGAACUUCUAGCUGGUACAUAAAUAUAGAUCAUCCCAAAUCAAUCCACACAACGUGCGCACACAAAGAUUGAUUAAUACAGUCUAUCAUUUAUUAGUGAAGAAUAAUUAGAGGGGGAGAGGAGGGGGGGGGGGGGGGGUGGUAAUAGAGCGGGAAGAGGCUUAUUUGAAAGGGGGCUUAAUAGAGGAUUUCUUGUAAGCCCUUUAAGGCUAUGUUCACACUGCAGUGUAUACUGGAUAGCUUUUUGUGCUGACAUGAAAAGCUCUCGGGUAUAGUAAGAGCAAUGGCACACAACUGGAGUAAGUCAUUUAUACAUGAACAUUGUGCUGGAGUGGUUGACUGAGAGGGCUUGGUGAACUAAAUUCCAUUCCUCACCCUCACCAAAGUCUGGCACUGUAUCUAUUGACUAUCCGGUAUGUGACACUCCCGGGGGGGGUACUCCCAUACAUUACCUAUACGGGUAUGUGCCGCCCAAAGGGGUCGUGAUUUUGAAGCUUCUGGUUUAGAACGGGGUAUCCAUUUUAGACGCGGUUUCUAGAACGGGGUAUAAUAUUUCGAACGCAUGAAAGCUCUCCACUUUUGUAAGCAGGCAUUUGAAAGCCUUCAAAGACAGAUUGCUUUUAAAAAUACGGUUCAGUGCGUUAACAAGCAAACCGUUGUACUCUUGUUGCACCCUAGAACGGAGUAUAAAAAAUUGGUCCAUUUCUAGAACGGGGUGUUAGUUUUAGGGCGAAUUCUAGAACGGGGUAUAAAAAAUUGGCCUAUUUCUAGAACGGGGUAUCAAUUUUAGGGGAAUUUUUUUUCUAGAACGGGGUGCCAAUUUGGAAUCCCGGGCGGCACAUACCCACCCAAAAAAUACCCAAGUGCCCCCCCCGGGGGCACGGUACAGUUUUGCUCUGUUACAGAAAUUGUGCUGAAUUCAUCUUUCUCAUGUGUGAACAGAUGGGUUUUCGUGCCAACACAUAGCUAUCCAGUAUAGUAUAAACAUAGCCUAAGAAACUGCUUUUGCUGAUGGUCAGAUUUUCAAUUGUUUCCCGUACGAAACUUGCAGCGCUGUACAGCGCCACAAACUCGCUUCAAAAUAGCUGUACAGCUAAAUUACAGCUGUUUAGCAGCAUUUUAGAAGCCAAAUAGCAGCUUAAUUCAACUUGCAGCGGGAUGCAAAAGCGCUGUGCAGCCUUUGAAGCUCUCGGCAGCUGUUUUGCAGCGCAGUUGUCGACUUUAAAAUGCUGCGAAGUAGCUGCAGUAACGCUGCAAUUCAGCUUCGGUCGAUCUGAUAGCACAACGUUCUUGAGCGUCAGUAACAUGAAUCGCCAGAAAAGCCUUGCCACAGAUUACGGCUUUUAUAACGAGAAAACUUUGACUGUAUCUCUAAGAAAUGUGAGUAGGCUUGUGCGCAGGGAAGAUUACUUAUUGAAUAAACCUCCAAAUUCUAUGCUUUCGUCAAUAAAUUUCAUUCCGUGACUUGCGAGUGUGGGAAUGUUAUCGCUAAUUCCCUGGAGACAUUCUAGGUCGUAAUCUAAUUGGUCGGUACUUUUGCAUGAGAUCCCAUUACAUGUAGAGUUUGACUACUAGUCGCGGGUCGCGGGUCGCGGGUCGCGGGUCGCGGGUCGCGGGUCGCGGGUCGCGGGUCCAAUGUCGCGGUCGCGGGUCCAAAGUCGCGAUCGCGGGUCCAAUGUCGCGGCAGGGGAAAAUGAUUUGGAGUUCCAGGUAACUGAGUGAAAACGAGUGAUAUGAAAAAGAUAUAAAGGGAAAAAAUCGUUUUUAUGCAUGAUACUCUACGGUAGCUAAUUUACAGAUUACGGAUGUUAGAGUCAACAAAAUAAUGUCUCAAGAAAAGACCUAAAAGAAAAAGCUGGCCGACUUUUGUGUUCACCGCAAGUUCAUUUUGUUUUCUUUCUAUCGGGCCCAGUUGCAUAACAGUAUAUGAUAAAAAGUGUUACUAUGAGUUACCAUAGUUUUCUUCUUGUCGAUGAAUUGCUCACAAUUGCUUAGGGGUGCAUUCACUGAAAAAUGUGCGAUACACUUCAUAGACUAUAAAUUGUAAACGUUACAACAACUUAAAACCUUUUUUUAAAAAAAGGCUAACUCGAGCUCGAAAAGCUACGAGUCUGUCGGUAGAAGAAACGAGAACUGUUUCAAUUUUAACAAAUGUUUUCGGCAAAAAUAAAGAAAACGCUUAUUGAAAAACGUCCUGGUCGCAAAAUCCCAAAAUAAACUCUUUGCACAAGUGGAAAGAGGAGGAGAGACGUUGGGCUUGAAGUGCCAGUAAAGUACAUUCAAGCGGGUAUUCGUCAAGGCAUGAAUUUAAUAUAGAAACAAGUAAUAAUCCACAGCAAGAGGGGAUAAAGCUCGCGUUUUAUCCUCUCUUGUCCACAGAAAGGAGUUUGUUCCCACUAACGAUUGAAAUCCGGAAUCCAAGUUCUACCAAGAGAGAAUAGAUCAUAGUCUCUUGGUUCUACUGACAAAGAUUUGAAUCCAGUACCUAGAAUCUGGAAUUACUUACCUAAUUUAUUGUCUUUUCUUAGCUCUGGUGGAGUUGAUUACUUACCGUUUUCAGUGUCUGGUUUACUUUCUUUUUCAGCUUCAUGAUAUCGGGCGUUAUCAUUUCCUUACCUACUUACUCACUUAGUUACGAUGCAUGUUUUCAAGAUUUGACUGAGACGCACAUUGAAUGGCUUCCUAUUGUCAGGUUGUCCUGGUUGCCAUUCAGGUGAAGAGAACAAGAAGGUAUAUUGAACACUCUGGGUUGCCGUCUAAGUUGCAAAAAUAAAAGCAUUAAGCGAGAAUCUUGCUUCGAGGAACAGACUCCUUUCUGUGGAUUAUUACUUGUUUCCACAUUAAAUUCAUGCCUUGAAUAGCGCUUGAAUGAAGUUUCAUGCCCCUAUUUACAUUUUCUUUCAGUUUUACCGAAAACAUUUGUUAAAUAUAAGAGUUCUCGUUUCUUCUACCGACAGACUCGUAGCUAAGUUGUUGUAACGUUUGUAAUCUGUAGUCUAUUAAGUGUAUCGCAUAUUUUUCAGUAUAUGUAAAUGAACCCCUAAGCAUUUGUGAGCAAUUCAUCGACAAGAAGAAAGCAAUGGUAACUUAUGGUAACUUUUUUAUCAUGUACUGUUAUGCAUAAGUUUAUUCAAAGCUUAAUUUACACAACUGGGCCCGAUAGAAAGAAAACAAAAUGAACUUGCGGUGAACACAAAAGUAGGCCAGCUUUUUCUUUUAGGUCUUUUCUUGAGACAUUAUUUUGUUGACUCUAACAUCCGUAACCUGUAAAUUGGCUACCGUAAAGCUACCGUAGAGUAUCGUGCAUAAAAAAAGAUUUUUUCCCUUUAUAUUGUGUUCAUAUCAGUCGUUUUCACUCAGCUGUUACCUAGAAACCCCAAAUCAUUUUCCCCUGCCGCGACAUUGGUCCCGCGACCGCGACUUUGGACCCGCGACCGCGACACUGGACCCGCGACCGCGACAUUGGACCCGCGACCGCGACCUUUGGACCCGGGACCCGCGACCCGCGACUAUUAGUCAAACUCGUUUUAUUUGGUUCUGGAGUACUGAUAUUCCGCAAUAAGUAGUAUAGCAAUAGGGUCCCUGCGUUCCUGGUGUUGGAAAACAGGACAUUUUUUUCUGCAUUUUCUAUAAGGUUAACGUUAUAAGAAAGACUUACAGGGUGGAUGUAAUAAGAAACAUUCAAAGUCGUUCCUAAAGUGAAAGGAAGUCAAAAGGAUUUUGUGGACGUAGUUUGUGGAUCUUUGUGGGGUGCUUCAUCUUACCUCAAUUCGUACCAACCCAUUAUAUUCAGUGGUUGUCUAUAAGUGCACAGUAAUAAAAUAUGAAAAGUUCGUGAGUGUACUGAGGAUUUUUUUGUUCUUGUCAUCCACAGGAGAAGGAGGACCGAAUCCACCUACCCCUCAGACACCCCGACCACCCCUACCCACUACACCUGGAGGUGAGCCAUUCUUAAAUUAUCAUAGAGUUAUACGGGUCAAGAACUGAAGGAAACAGUGAUUGAAAACUGAUCUGCCUAAUAGUUGACAAUUUUAUAUGAAUGAAGAUCAUGGCAGUUAUAUACGCAACUUUUACAGUUGCGAAAAGGAAGCCUGAAAAAACUUCUGGAUUGUACGUGAUUCGAACCCUUGACCUCUGCGAUGCCGGUGCAGCGCUCUACCAAUUAAGCUAACAAGCCAACUGUGAGCAGGUCGUUGAAUUGGUUCGUUAUAAACCCGUUAAAGGAUGAUGAUGUAGUGUUAUGAAUAUAUGAAAAUCAUAUAUGUGAACUGCGGAGUGAAGAAUUAUAUGCAGACCAUCGCGGCUAUAUAUAUAUAUACCGUAUUUAUUCGAAUAAGCGCCCAACCUUGAAUUAGCGCCCACCUCGAAUAAGCGUCCAUCCUGAAGGCAAAAAAAUUUAAUAAGCGCCCAGCCUCGAACAAGCGCCCACCCCACCUCCCUCUCCCUCAAACUCAAACUCUAAUAAGCGCCCACCCCUUUUCUGGUCCCUCCCACCCAAAAAACCUUAAAUAAGUACUAAUAAGAGACUUGCCCGAAGACGGAGUUUUCUUUAGAGUAUUUUACAGAAACCCUGCUUUGAUUAAUCUUCGCGUUUUAUUAUUACCAUUCAUUGUAUUGUUGCAAAAUUAACAUACUACACUUGCUGAAAAAAGUGAAAAUUGAGUAAGCACCCAGCCUCCAACAAGCGCCCACUCUCAAGGUCCAAAAAUUUAAUAAGCCCCUAGGGCGGUUAAUUGAAUAAAUAAGGUACGCAACAUUUGCAGUUGCGAAAAGAAAGCCUGAAAAAAAUUCAGGCUUGUACGGAAUUCGACCCUUGACCUCUGCGAUACCGGUGCAGCGUUCUACCAUUCUUUUCAUCAUAUAAUUCUUAAAAGAAAAUGGACUUGACUCUCUUCGCCCUGACUUUUUUACGGCAACUUAUCGUUGUUCUAGGAUCUCAUUGUGCCUCAACUGACAGUAUUCUCAGAGUUCUAGUUUUUUCCCCCUUCAUGACAUGACGAAUAUUCCAGCUUAUUCACUGGUCUUGGUAUAUAAAUACCUAUAUAUAUAUUAUAGUUUUUUCAAAUAUACAUUUUCUGCAAAUUAUUGGUUAAGGAAAGUUUUUUAAAAAUUUAAGUUUUACCUAGUUAUUUAUUCAUUUAUAUUUUUUCCACUGACUGCAAGGAUCAGUUAAGUCGGUGUCGGUUUUAUAAACGCUACUGCAGCCGCAGUAGUUGCAUCCGGAGACGUUGCAAAAAGACUUGUCAACUCUGUAAGAAAUAG